AUAUUGCUCUUUUUUUUAUUUACCAUUUACCUUAUAUAUAAGGUGACGUUUAUCUAUAUGGUGCGUUAUUAAUCAAACAUCUUUUAUUAAUUCUUUUCAUGAGAAAGCAGGAAGUUUAAAUGUUCAUUAUGGAAAACAGAUCUUUAAAUGGUUCACCUGGUCCGUUACAUGUGUUUUUGGUUUUAAUGUGGAAGUAUUACAUUACAAUAUUUAAUUUUGUAAGUGAAAUUAAGACGUUUGAACUAUCGGACAUAAUUAUUUCUACGUUACUAAGGAAACCAUAAAUAUGUGAUGUAGACGGCAUUCACUCUAAAGCAUGGUACAAUCAUGGCUUACACAAUUUCAACGAAUAUAGGUACGAGAGAUCUGCAAAAUCUAACGAUAUAUUUACAUAAUGGAACAUUGGAACUUUUCGUUGAGAAAAACCGUUUUUUCCUACCUAAAACUAAAUGGGAUCCGAAAUAUGUAGUCAUUUGCAAACCAAAUGUCGGUAAACGUACAUGGAACAUGUGUUGCUACAAAGGCGCGCAUGCAGAUAAAGCGGAUAUAAACUACUCGAUGUUAGACUUUGAAAGUGUAAAAGAGUAUGAUAAUGUAGAUGAGCAUAUAUUUGGUUUUACUUUGAAAUUCGAGGAGCCAACGAAGACACCACUACAGUUCAGAUGCGAUACCAAGGAAUCCCGAAAUAAAUGGAUUGAACACAUACGUACAGCGAUCCAAGAUGCACACAAAGAUAGCGGAUAUUCAAGCGACACAGACAGACAAAGCAAGAAGUAUGAAACCAUAGAUGAUGUCGACAAUGAUAUUUCCGACAAACUACAUAUUACUGAAAUAGGAACGGGCGGGCUGAACAAAACGGGAGAGCUGGACAAAACGGGCGAGCUAAACAAAACGGAAGAGUUGAACAAAACGGACGUGCAGGAAAAUACUUCUCAAAUAACGGCUGCUACUGACAGUAAAGGCGGCACCGAUGACUGUAAUAAACACAGCUAUGAAACCGUGCAGGCAGAAAACAAAACUUUUAAGAAUUUUAGAAGCAAUGCAAGUUGCGAAGAAAAACAUGGAGCAGUUAUGGAUGAUAAACAAAGGAACUUUGAUGCACAUGUAGAGGAAGCGUGUUUACAUCCGGUCCAGGAAACAGACAGAGAGACAAGGAAAGACGGACUUUCAACAAAAUCUUACCAGACACGUAAGCCAAAGACACAGUGUCAUGCAAAAAAAUAUUCUCCCUACCAAGGAGCAAAAUCUUCAGAUCCCGUCAUUGAAACUGGCCAUAUUUAUGAAAAUAUAGUUAACGGGGAAAAGGGAAGACCGGGACGAAUAGGAAUUGGUGUAACUAAUGACAAACUUAUUUGUGAACUUAAAUUGAAGAUUAGAGACAGAACCAAGGACGCCUCAACUCCCAAAGGAUUUGCUUUGAUAAAAUCUGAGAUAUCUGUGGAAAGAGGAUCUACGUCAUCAUCGGAAUCCGAAUCUCUGCCGGACUCUCCGAUUCAAGAUCAAGCUUCUCAUUAUUCACUAUCAGCUACAAAAGGCGAUAAUACGGUUUUAAAGUUACCCGUCGCUUCUCCAACUGAUUUAUCUAUAAGAGAGGACGAAGUUUCAUCUUCAUUUAUAAGUGUAAAGAGUUGUUCAGAAUCAUUUACAUCUGUGAGAGGAGGGACAACUGAUUCAGAAACGGUACGAUCGCCCGAAAGAGAAGGAAAUGUCCGUUCAAAGACCGCUCAUUCAGACUCAUUUGCAUGUGUGAGGGAAGGUCAUGAAUGUUCUUCCUUAACAAGAGCGAAAACAUUUGCAUCUCCGCAUUCACAUUCAACAUCAGAGCGCUCAACAAAUAAUAAAUGUUUGCAUGAAAAGCAAAUGCAUUCAAUAUCUGGAGAUACUACAUCUUUUGCAUCUGUAAGAGGAGAUGUUACAUGCUGCUCUUGUUCUUCUACAUUAGUAAGGUCUAAAUCAACAGCAGUUAAAUCCGUCAACAAUGGGUGCACGAGAGGAAAACAGAAGCGUUCGAAAUCAACUGAUUCGGCUUCAUUAACAUCAGUUAGAAAUUGUCCUGUGUCUUCUACAUGUGAUAUACCAGGGAGAACAGAAGAGGAUUUGAACAUCUCACUUCUUAAAUCCGAGGCAUAUGAAGCUUCGAACGGAGAAAAUGAAGAGGUUAUAUAUGAAAAUACUAAAACUUACAUGACCGCUACAAAUCGCAAUUACUGUCGACAAGAAAGUGAAAUUAGCAGAAGUAGUAACAGCAGCAACUUACAUAGUACAAGCAGUUCAAGUAGUUUUAGUAGUAGAGAUAGUAAUGCAUCAUUGAAGACUUACGAGAGUCCCGAUGAGGGUGCUCAUUACGAAAAUAUAAAGUCUUUUCAGAAAAAGGAAUAUUAUUGUUCAAAGAAGCCGAAUGUAAAACGAAUGCUGAAGAACAAAUCGGCUGGAACAUUUCUUGUCUGCCCUGGAGAAAACGGCCUGGAAAUGUGUGUGAUGACACCGGACGAUGUAAAAUAUUUUCGCAUUCAUGAGCAGGAGGAAAAAAUGUCACUGUUUAAAUCUUUUUCAAAUCCGGACUUUGUACUACCGAACUUGGAUACUUUACUCCGCUACUACCAUAUCAACUGUUUACCUUUAAACGAAUAUAAAGUAACACUUGAGAGAGGAUAUAAAGCUAAAGAGAAGGAUAGUGGGUAGCUAGUGAUGUACUAGAAGAAUUCAAAGAAACUUAUGUCCAGUUCAAUGCAGUUGUUGUAACACACAUGCAGAACGUGUACACUAUUUACAUUAAAUUAAAUGUACAUCUGUCUUAUGUUAUAAAAUCUCAUAUAGAGCUUGAUGUUUAUGUAUCAUUUUGCGCAAUGAAAGCGGUCAUUGCAAACAUUUGUAUCACAGAGUCUUUCAAAAAAUGUUUAUUCAGUUUAAAGGCACUAUUCAUGUCAGUGAUGUUCAGUGAACCAUUUUGUGAACAUUUGAGCAAUAAAUAGUGGUUAUAGAUAAACAGAAGCAAAAUACCAGUUAAUAAUGUGCUAAACACAAAGCUUGAAGCGGAAGCGCCAAACACAAAACUAAAAGCAGAUUAUCAUUGAAUGAUGUGUCAAACACAAAGCUUGAAGUUAAAUAUCAGAAAUGAUGUGUCAAACACAAAGCAUGAAGUAAAGAGAAUAAUGUGUCAAACGCAAAGUUUGAAGUAAAAUAUCAGAGAAUUAUGUGUCAAACACAAAGCUUGAAGCAAAAUAUCAGAGAAUGAUGUGUCAAACACAAAGCUUGAAGCUAAAUAUAAAAGAAUGAUGUGUUAAACACUAAUCUUGAAGCUAAAUAUCAGAGAAUAAUGUGUCAAACACUUAAGCUGGAGGUACCUAUGCACAGGGUGUUAGGCACAAAGCUUGACACAGAAAAUGUCAAACGGAACGCUUGAAGGCGACAAACCACAGCCUAAUCAUAUAAUUUUGCCAAAAAGCGUUUUAGAAAGUUGUAAAAUAUGUUAGGUCAAUGCUUUCUUUUAAACAUUUGAAUAUGCACAAAACUGAAAUAUGGUUGGUUGCAAAUUCUGGUUGCUAGAUUCAUUUCAUAAGAUAAAUUGUUAUGUUUGCACUCAAUUUAUCUAUUAUUUGUAUGGCAUUUAAAUGCAGUCAUUAAAAAUCAACUAGU
Messenger RNA from Mercenaria mercenaria, 3636 nucleotides. RefSeq lists its product as uncharacterized. The record is from RefSeq and is a predicted model, not a curated record. NCBI's taxonomy places the organism in Eukaryota, Metazoa, Mollusca, Bivalvia, Venerida, Veneridae. The coding region runs from base 328 to 2682 and encodes 784 amino acids. The transcript has 16 exons.